Penicillium cataractarum is the source of this 666-nucleotide messenger RNA. Its product is annotated as Tim17/Tim22/Tim23/Pmp24 family protein. The record is from RefSeq and is a predicted model, not a curated record. NCBI's taxonomy places the organism in Eukaryota, Fungi, Ascomycota, Eurotiomycetes, Eurotiales, Aspergillaceae. Gene Ontology annotation, biological process: mitochondrial respiratory chain complex I assembly. Bases 1 to 666 code for a protein of 221 amino acids. The transcript is spliced from 3 exons.
AUGGCGAACCACGAAGAGGACCACCACUACCACCCCCAGGAUGCUGUCUCAGCAGCCACCAAGACCACCUUGAUGACUGGUGGUAUUGGUCUCUUUGCCUCGGCCGUGCAGAACACCCUGGUCAGGCAGAACGUCGGCCCGCUGGGUAUCUUCAUGCGCAGCGGCAGCACCAUCACUAUCCUCGCCGCAAUGGGUGGUACCUAUGAGUUCGCCAAGACCGCCUCGGCCAACCUGCGCGAGAAGCAGGACCCUUUGAACACUGCCAUCGGUGGUUUCUUCUCCGGUGCGAUCCUGGGUCUUCGAGGUCAGUUACGGACAUGCAUGAACUAUAGCAUCGCAAUUGGGUCGACUCUGUGGUAUACUGACCAGUUUUUAGCCCGCUCCCUCCCCGCCGUUCUGGGAUACGGCGUGGCCCUCUCGACCGGCCUGUUCGCGUUCGAUUACACCGGUGGCUCCCUCUUCGGAUAUGACAAGGACAAGACUGAGGAUGAGUUCGACCGCCGGACGAAGCUGCGCAAGGCUUUCCAGACCCCCGCCGAGCAGACCUUUGCUGAAUUGGGUGAGGGACGCGGCAUCUACGGCCCCAACUAUGAGGAGCGCCGCGCAGAGCGCAUCAAGGAGGCAUACGGCAUUGAGGUCCCCAGAUCCCCAGUCCCCGCAUCAUAA